Molecule: messenger RNA, 4065 nt
Organism: Dictyostelium purpureum
Lineage: Eukaryota; Evosea; Eumycetozoa; Dictyosteliales; Dictyosteliaceae
Gene: ABCG3
Exons: 3
Coding region: 1-4017 (1338 amino acids)
Biological process (GO): aggregation involved in sorocarp development; sorocarp morphogenesis
Cellular component (GO): membrane
Molecular function (GO): ATP binding; ATP hydrolysis activity; ABC-type transporter activity
Source: RefSeq, a predicted model, not a curated record
AUGGAUAAUACAGAAAAUAAUGACGAAGUCGAAUUAAAAUCAAUUCCUUUGUCUCCAAACAAAACACAAGAAAACAGUAAUAUUACUCAAGAUAAUAGUGAAAAGCAUGAAUCAAUUGGAAUUGAAAUCAACUAUGAUCUAGCAUCACAUAUUAAAGAAAAUUUACCACCAGAAAAAACAGGUUUAUAUGUACAAGCCCACAAUUUAAACUAUUAUGUACCAAAACCAAUCAAAAAAGGGGAACCAGAGGAAAAUAAAAAAUUAUAUCUAUUAAAAAAUUUAACUUUUACAAUGGAACCUGGGCGUAUGGUUCUUUUAAUGGGUAUUCCAGGUUCAGGUAAAAGUGUGUUAUUAAAAACAUUAGGAAAUAGAUUAGGCAAAGGUUCAAUUGAAGGUGAGUUAUUAUUCAAUAGACAUCCAUGUGCACCAUCAACACAUCAAAGAGAUACAAUUUAUGUUUCACAAGACGAUAGACAUAUAGCCUUAUUGACCGUCAAAGAAACUUUAGAGUUUAGCGCAAAUUGUAAUAUGGGUGAAAUGGUUGACGAAGAAUCAAAAAAAGAAAGAGUCAGAUUAAUUUUAGAGCAAUUGGGCCUUUCACACACUUCAAAUACAAUUAUUGGUAAUCAAUUUUUCCGUGGUAUUUCAGGUGGUCAAAAGAGAAGAGUUACAAUUGCAAAUGAGUUUACUAAAUGCCCAAAUAUGAUUUUAAUGGAUGAGCCAACUACAGGUUUGGAUAGUGCUACAUCAUAUAAUGUUUUAAAUAAAGUAAAGUCCAUUGCAAAUGAAGCCAGAGCAUCAGUUAUGGUAUCACUUUUACAACCAUCACCAGAGUUGACCAAUUUGUUUGAUGAUGUUUUAAUUUUAGGUGAAGGUGGUACAUUAGUUUAUUUCGGUCCAUUAGAUUCUUUACUUGGUUACUUUGAAUCCGUUGGUUUAGCACCAUUACCAGAACAACCAUUGGCAGAAUUUAUUCAAGAGAUUACAAUUGACCCAUCAAAAUAUGCCAUAGGUGCCGAUAGAAUCCAAAGUCUUAGCAAGAGUCAAGCCUCACAUACCGAUGAUGGCGAAUAUGAUUUAGUAAAGUUUUAUUUAGAAUCACAAAUACAUCAAAAUGUUGUCCAAUCAAUUCCAACACUUAUUCCACAAGACAUUAAACCAUUCGAUUUUUCAAUUCAAGCUGUAGAAAAGGGCAAAGUCGAAAAGUCAUCACUUGCUUAUGAAAUGAAACAAUUACUUGGCCGUCAUCUUAAAGUUAUGAAAAUUAUGAGAAUGCAAUAUGCUACUCGUUUCUUCCAAGCAGUUUUCAUGGGUUGUGUAGUAGGUUCAUUAUUUGUUGACAUGAGUUUAUCUCAUGCCGAUGCUAGAAAUCGUUUAGGUUUAAUUUAUUUCUCCAUGGUAUUACAUAUUUGGACUACUAUUGGCUCAGUAGAAGAAUUUUACACUUUAAGAGGUAUCUUUGACGAUCAAAAGGAUGGCAAAUAUUAUAGAAAUUUCCCAUAUUUCAUUACUUUAGUUAUUACCAAAAUCCCAAUAUCUUUAAUCGAGUCUUUAUUGUUUAGUAUAUGCUGUUAUUGGAUUGCAGGUUUCAGAGCGAGAGCAGAUAGUUUCUUUAUUUUCGUUCUAGGUUUGGCUCUUACCAAUGUUAUUGCUCAAGGUAUUUUCCAAGUUACAUCCGUAUUUGCAUCCACUCAAUUAUUAGCAAGUUUAAUCUGCCCAGCUAUUGUAGUCUUGUUUAUGAUUAUGUGUGGUUACAUGAAACCAAUCCCAGAAAUUGGAGGUUGGUGGAUUUGGUUAAAUGCACUAUCGCCUCUUCGUUAUGUUAUUGACAUGCUUGCAUCCAACGAGUUACACGGUCUUGUAUUUAGUUGUGCACCAAACGAGCUUGUUCCACCACUUGAUAUCGCCAUUGCCGAAUACAAUGGUCAACAAACAUGCCAACCACUUGACGGUGAUGCCAUUCUUCAUCAAUUUGGUUUCUCUGAAAACUACUAUAUGCGUUUCGUCGAUAUUGUAAUUAUUUUAGGUUUUGCUUGUACAUUCUUUUUUAUCUUCUUUUUAGGUAUUAAAUAUGUACGUUUCGAAAAUAAAGCUCCACCAAAAGUUAUCAAUUUAAAGAAAAAGAAAGAAGGAAAAGAAAAGAAAGCUAAAGAGGUCAAGCAUAAAUGGAAUGGUUGUUAUAUGACUUUCCAAGAUUUAAAUUAUACAGUAGAUGCUAAAAAGAUCAAUCCAACUACCAACAAAAAAGAAAAUGUUACUCUCGAACUCUUAAAAGAUGUUAAUGGUUAUGUUGUACCAGGUAUGUGCGCUUUAAUGGGUCCAUCAGGUGCUGGUAAAUCAACUCUUAUGGAUGUCCUCGCCAAAAGAAAGAAUGUUGGUAUUGUCACAGGUGAUAUUAGAAUCAAUGGUACCGAUGUCAAUGAUAUUAAUAUUACUCGUUUCACUGGUUACGUCGAACAACAAGAUAUUCUAUCUGGUAAUUUAACUAUUCGUGAAGCUAUUGAAUUUAGUGCAAAUUGUCGUUUACCACCAUCAUACGCCGAAAAAGAUAGAGUUAAGCUUAUCGAUGAAAUUCUUCAAGUUCUUAGUUUAACCAAAUUACAAAACACCACUAUUGGUCCAAAUCCAACUCUUGGUAUCUCAUUAGCAAAUCGUAAAAAAGUUUCAAUUGGUAUCGAAUUAGCAUCUGAUCCUCAUUUACUCUUCCUUGAUGAACCAACCUCAGGUUUAGACAGUGCUGCAGCCCUCAAAGUUAUGAAUUGCGUUAAAAAGAUUGCAGACUCUGGUAGAACUGUUAUCUGUACCAUCCAUCAACCAUCACAAGAAAUUUUUGAAAAGUUCGACCAACUUUUACUUUUAGAUAAGGGUAAAGUUAUUUAUUUCGGUCCAACUGGUGAAAAUAGUACUUCAGUUAUCAAUCAUUUUAGUAAUGCAGGUUAUCAAUAUCAAGAAGGUAGAAAUCCAGCUGAUUACAUUUUAGAAAUUGCAGAACACCCACCAAGCAAUGGUCAAUCUGCUAGCGAAUAUUUUAAAUCAUCCAACUUCUAUUCAGAUUCAGUUAAAAGAUUAAGUGAUAAAGAUAUUGUUCCAGAAGGUGUAGAGGUACCAAAAUAUAAAGGCAAAUACUCAGCUCCAAUCGGAGCUCAAUUAAAGAGUCUUAUUAAAAGAGCUUGGCUUAAUCAUGUUCGUCGUCCACAAACCAUUCUCCUUAGAUUCCUUCGUUCCUUUGUCCCAGCUAUUGUUGUAGGUACAUUGUUUGUUCGUCUUGGUUACAGUCAAAACGAUGCUAGAAAUAAAAUUGCAAUGAUUUUCUUAGGUUUCUUAUUUGGUGGUAUGGCUUCAAUUGGUAAAGUUCCAACUGUAAUCGAAGAUCGUUCAGUUUAUUACAGAGAAUCAUCCGCAGGUACCUAUCCAGCUCAUUUAUAUCUUUUAUCAGUGGUAAUUACCGAUUUACCAAUGAUGAUGCUCACCGCUUUCUCAUAUUGGAUCCCUACAUUCUUCUUAACUGGUCUGGAUGAAGGUCAUGAUGGUUGGAAAUUCUUUUACUCUCUUUUGGUAUAUCUUUUAGUUAUUAUGUGCUAUGACAGUUUGGCAAUGGUUUUCGCUUUAACCCUUCCAACAAUUCCAAUUGCCACAUUGGUUUGUGGUGUAGGUCUUAACUUUUUAGGUUUGUUUGGUGGUUUCUUUAUUCCAAAAACAUCAAUUAAAAGGGGAUGGAUUUGGAUGCAUUAUCUAGUUUUCUCGAAAUAUGGUCUGGAAUCUCUGGCUGUAACCGAAUUAAACGGUCAAGAUUUUGUUUGUAAAGAAGGUGAAUACGCUUUAAUCAACAUCGAUCCAACUGGUAACAAUACAAUGAAACCAUUCUGUCCAAUUCCAAAUGGUGAAACUAUUCUUAAUCAAUACGGUUUCAGUUUCGAUAGACAAUUUUAUAAUUGUAUUAUUUUAUUCGGUUAUUUCAUUGGUUAUACAUUUAUUGGUUAUUUAGCUCUUAGAUAUAUUAAUCAUAUGAAGAGAUAAAAAGAAAAAAUUAUUUAAAUAAAUAAAAUUUAAAAAAUAAUACCAUUU